CAUACACAUGUGUAAAGUAUGGAUUCUUUAAAACGAAGUGCUGAUGCGGCGGGGUUUAACGGUGAUGGUGGUCCCGAAUACAAGUCGGCGCGCUUGCCGGACCGCUUCGAGUCCUGUGAUCCCAGGCUACGCGACCGUUUACAGAGACUGAUCCAAACCGGACUGAUCAGGGCCGACGAUGUUGAUGAAAGGGCCAUUGGCCUGUUGAAAGAGCUAAGAUUGGAUGAUGCCAUUAAUGUCGUCGAUCAGUUCGAGCGGUCUCUCCUGGGUGGGAAUGUGAAAAACAAGAGUGCGUACUUGGCCGGUGUGGCCACCCGCCAUAAGCAUUUCGGACAUGGGCCUAAGCUGUCAAAGGACGUACAGCAGCGCCUUGAGCAGCUUUACCGAAGCGGCAAAAUGCGGGACACGAUCCUUGACUCCAAGGUUCUGGAGGCCAUCAACGAUCUGGAGCCGGGUCUGGCGAUGCGCGUGGUGGACAACUUCGAGACCAAGGACCUGCAGGACGCGCGCAACCUGAGUGCGCUGUUCAUGUCCACAAUCAAGGUCACCAAGGAGCAGAUUGCGCGCGAACGCUCGUACGGCAUGCCUCCGCCGCCACCCCACGGCUACCGCGAUCCGCUGCCGCCACCGCCCCACCACCACCACCACCACCCGCCGCCGCCGCACGGAAUGCCCCCUCCGUCGUACGGAAUGCCCCCGCCGCCGUACUCGCCGCCUCCGUAUUCGCCGCCACCCCAGCAGUACGGAUCGCAAGCGUCGUACCCUCCGCCCAUGGUGCACGCGCCGCCGCCGAUGGCAGCCGCAGCGCCUCCGCCUCGUCGCCACUACGGCUCGGACCAGGCGGCCAUGGGCGUGCGUGUGGACGAGCUGCACAACCUGAGCCAGCACGCGCCCUACGUGCCGGCCAGUGUGGCCCUGGCGCUGCAGCGCGCCUGGGACAGCGGCAACCGGCUGGUGUCGCUGCUGGACGACGGGUCGUGGAAGGCGCUGUCGGAGCUGGAGGCGCCGCAUGGGCUGCAGGUCGUUAACGAGGUGGUUGAGGCCAUGAACAGUCAGCAGAUCCGCAACUGCAACGCAUUCCUCAUCUCUGUAGCGAAGAAGUUCAUGGCGGGUUUGGCUCCGUCGCCCGGAGGUGGCUACGGCGGCAGCGGCAGCGGGGGCGGCAGCUAUGGUGGUAGCGGGGGCGGCAGCGGCAGCUACGGAGGCGAGCCCGGAGGCUACAGCUCUGGCGGCUAUGGGGGCGUUCCUGCCGGCCCCAGCGUGCAGAAGGGCGUUCCCGCGCUUAACAGGCUUCGUGGCAUCCUAGCGCAGCGCGCGCAGGACCUGCUGGCGCAGCAGUCGCACGUGCUGCGCGACAGCCACUUCGACGAGGUGGUGGUGUCGCAGCUGCAGAAGCUGCCGGAGCACGAGGCGAUGGAGGUGCUGGCGGAGGUGGGGCGGCACGAGCUGGUGGGCGUCAAGAACAUCCCCGCCUACAUCAUGGGCAUCAUCAACCGCUACAAGCGCGGCAGCUCGCGGCCCGGCUACUGAGCUCUGCAUGCAGGGGUGGGCAAAUAUGGUAAGUAAGCUGGAGACGCAGCAACUAUGGGGUUUGCUUACGGCCUUGCGCACAUGCAUUCUUUUGGUGUCAGUCAGCGCAAGUGACUUGGAGGUGUGCGGUUACUUGGAGGUGUGCGGUUACGUGGAUGGCGUAACCCGCAUUGGUUCGGAGGGGCUGUUGUGCAGAGUUUGAGGAAAGAACGUAAGAUGCUUGGAUUGUUCUGAAGAUGUUUCAUUAGGAGAAAUGCCGGAUGUUAAGAAGCGAGUACGAUUGCCCAUGAGGCCAUACCGGUAUCGGAUGCAUGCGGGGGCUUGAGGGCGCUCAUGUACCGCCUUUAGCAGCACCGCCUUGCGGGGGCCCCCAGUUGCCCUUCAGCUUUCCUCGAGAUGAUGUGAACCGGACCUGUUGUUCUUGUUUGUUGUUUUAGGUAUCUGCCGUUUGAACUUGAGGACAGCGGUGGCCCUAGUGCGAGCGACUGCAGCAUGGUAGGAAUGCGGACAGGUAUCGCCUAUUGGUUCGCACAUGCUAAGGACCCUGCAAGUUUGGCCGUCAACAUAACCAGCGAUAUCUUGCGCCCAACCAUGCUCCUUAUGGUGUUGCCAGAAGGUCGCCUUUACGUUGCAGCUGUGAUACGCAAUUGGGACACUGCGCUUUUGGG
Messenger RNA from Astrephomene gubernaculifera, 2198 nucleotides. Lineage: Eukaryota; Viridiplantae; Chlorophyta; Chlorophyceae; Chlamydomonadales; Astrephomenaceae. The record is from the annotation of a GenBank genome assembly.